This is a messenger RNA of Pongo pygmaeus (Bornean orangutan), 8542 nucleotides long. It is a transcript of the gene ANKRD7, whose product is annotated as ankyrin repeat domain 7. The record is from RefSeq and is a predicted model, not a curated record. The transcript is spliced from 8 exons. NCBI's taxonomy places the organism in Eukaryota, Metazoa, Chordata, Mammalia, Primates, Hominidae. The coding region runs from base 4412 to 5251 and encodes 279 amino acids. Gene Ontology annotation, molecular function: protein binding.
GAUUCUUGCUCUGUUGCCCAGGCUGCAGUGCAGUGGCACAAUCUCGGCUCACUGCAAGCUCCGCCUCCUGGGUUCACACCAUUCUCCUGCCUCAGCCUCCCAAGUAGCUGGAAUUACAGGCACCCGCCACCACGCCUGGCUAAUUUUUUUCUAUUUUUAGUAGAGAUGGGGUUUCACCGUGUUAGCCAGGAUGGUCUCGAUCUCCUGACCUCGUGAUCUGCCCACCUCGGCCUCCCAAAGUGCUGGGAUUACAGGCGUGAGCCACCGUGCCUGGCUGCCAGUUUUCAUUAUGUAAAUACUCCCAUUUCUGAGUGUAAGCUUCCAAAAGUUCUUGUAUAUUUAGCAAUCUGACCCUGGGUGUGAUAUGAGUCACCUCCAGCCCACCACUGUUUGAAUGGUAUUUAAAGUGAAGGUACAGAAGCUAUUUAAAAGGUCACAGAAUUAAUCUAGGCAAGAGAUAAAGAGACUAAAUUAAGGUAGCAGAAAUAGGAGAGACUAUUUCCAAAUAGAAUAGAUGGAAGGGAGCUCCUGAGGGAAAUAAUCCUUCCAUAUGUCUUUAUAUACCUCAUAUGGAUGUUGGACUGCUGUGUUCUGAUGACUUGCUCUGUCAGGCAGACAGUAUAUUGCCCUAAACAUAGUGGAUUUUUAAAAAGCAAUCAUCCAAAUAAAAGACUUAUCCUGGAAGAGGAAAUGAAGGAUUGAAUUAUAAGCACUGUGCACUUAGGCUACACUAAAUUUAUAGAAAAACAUUUUUCUUUCUUCAGUAAUAAAUUAACCUUAGCAUACUGUCAUUUUUUUACUUUAUAAACUUAAAUUUUUUGAUGUUUUGAUUGUUUUGUAAUAACACUUAGCUUAAAAUACACAUUGUACAGCCGUACAAAAAUAUUUUCUUUUUUUACAUCCUCAUUCUACAAGAUUUUUUCUAUUUUUAUUUUUUUAAACUUUUUAAACUUUCUUGUUAAUGUGCACAUUAGCCCAGGCCUACAGAGGGUCAGGAUCCUCAAGACAUCCAAGACAUCAGCAGGCCACAGAAAUUUUUCAGCUCUGUUACAAUCAUAUGGGCCUAUAAUUGUAUAUGCAGUCCCUUGUUGAGGGACAUGAUUAUAUUUUUUUCAUUUACAUACUAAAUAUAUGAGUUCGUGUGUUGGUACACUAAUAUAUCAUGUCUAUUCUAGAGCAUAUAAAAUUAUUUUCAAGGGAAGAUGUAAAAAUAGGUAUGAAGAAGUUCUGGUACUUUUUUCCCCACCCAGCAGAUCACUUUUUUUUUUUGAUCACUUGAGUAUUAUGCACUGCUCUUUAAAGAUUCCUUCUCUCAGGAGGACCCUAAGGGUAGAAUAGGAACUGGCACUCUCCCAUGGCCAGGACGCUGCCUUCUGGAGGCGCUUAUGGAGAUGGACUGGAGUCUAGGGUCGUGGAAAGUAGGCAUAUUUGAUGGGCCAGUUUUACAUUAAGUUCUGUAGUCUCAUUGCAUCUGGCACCCUCAAGUUUCUUAUUAAAUACUACAGCCUGGUUUUUAGCUUUGUUCCAUAGUAGGAAAAGUUUGAGCAUAGGAAAAGUUCUGUGCCCAAAAUUGCAUCCAAGAAUUCAAAAGGCAAAUAGAAGCAGAGGUUAUUUUUCAUAUACUUAUCCGUUCAUUUGACAUACAUUUACUGAGCACUUAAUGUGCCAAGCCCUGUUCUGAGAGUUGAGAAGUAGCCUGGAGUAAAGCAUACAAAAAUGGCUGCCUUCUCAGAGCUUAUAUUAUUGUGGCAGGACCAGCAUUCCAGGAAAGGGGAGCAAUAAGGUCAGGGUCCCUGAGACAGGAACAUGCCCAGUGUGCUGGGAAAUAAAUAAAUCACUGUGGUUGAAGCAAUUUGAGUUUGGGUAAGAAGAACUUGAGGUCAGAAAAGUAAAAGUGGAGGCAGGGCGUAUGGGAUUGGGGUCGCAGAUUGCAUAGGGCCAUGUGGAUCAGUAUAAGAAAUUUAGCUCUUACUGUUAGGAAUUUGAGAAAUGAUUGGAGAGUUUUUUGCAAAUAAGUAACUUCAUCAGACAGUAUGUUAACUGGAUAAUUCAGGUGGCUAGGUUGAGAAUAGACCAGGGCAAGGGCAGUGUAUGAGGGCAGAAGCAUGAAGAUCAGUCAGGAUUCUAGUGUAAAAUAUUAAAGAAAGGUAAUGCAAACGAGACAGAUGAUGUUGGUCUGGGAUACAGUGACAGGAGUGGUCAAAUUCUGUUUAUAUUUUGGAAACAGUGCAGUCAGGGUUUGCUAACUGAUUAGAUGUGGCCUUUGAGAAAGAGAAAAGUCAAGGAUGACAUCAAAGCUUUUGCCUUGAUCAACUGGAAGAAUAGGGUUACUCAAUCUCAAGUAGGGAAGACAGUAAGAGAGUGGAAUGUGAGGAGACCAGUUUAGACAUGUUAAGGGUGAGAUGUUUAUUGAAUCUAUAAUAUAAACAACCCAAAUUCAGGUAUUGAAUAGGCAAGUAGAUUUACCAGUUGGGAGUUCAGGAGAGGAACCAGACUGGAACUCUCAAUUUGAGUGUCAGUAGCAUAUAAAUGCCAUUUAAAGUCAUAAGACUGUGAUAACCCAGCAGGGAAUAUAGAUACAAUAAAAAAAAUUCUGAAUAUAUUUUGUAUUUACAAUUGACAGGAUUUGCUGGCUGUCAAAAUGUAGGUAUAAAAGAUAAAAUUUGAGAAUGCCUCCAAGGAUUUAUAAAGAAUAAAAAAAGCUGUUGGUGGGUUGAUUCUGGGGCUCUCCAAUAGUUGAAGAUAAAGAGGAACCAACAAAUUGGAUUGAAAAAAAUGUUUAAAGAGGUAGGAAUCAAACUAGACAAGCGUGAUAUCUUGGAAGCCAAACCAAAAAAAUAUAAAAAGUGUUUCAAGGAGUUAGCAAUGGUCAGCUGUGUCAAAUGCUGCUGUAUUUACAUGAAAACUCAGAAAUGACCAUUAGCUUUCAUGUGAUAGACAUCAUCGUCAAUCUGGCUUAAAAGUAGUGUCAAUUGAGUGAUGUGAGCAAAAAGAUGAUGAUGGGAACUGCUUUAAGUGAGAACAGAGGGAGAAAAAUUGUAGCAGAGAUUAUAACAUUUUAGACAAUCCUACUGAGGAAUUUUGCCACAAAAGUGAACAAUUGCGGUGAUGGUUUCAGGGGCAGAUGUGAUCAAUCUUCCUGUUUGUUCUUUUUAGGAUGAGGCAAAUACUAGUAUGUAUUUAAGCUAAUAAGAAUUGGUUAACAGAGAGGGAAACUUUAAAGAUACAUAUGAAAACAGGGAAGAAGGGUUUACUGAAUAAUGUUUUUGGAUAGGCUAGAGAGGAUGGGGUCUAAUACAUGCAAAAAUGGUGCUGGCCUUUGCUAGGAACAUGAACAUAUCAUCUAUAUGAACAAGAGAGAGGUAAAGUUUUUUUUUUUUGUUUUGUUUUUUUAAUCAAGGCGCAGGUAAGUGGGUAGAUAUCUUGGGAGCUGGUACAGUUUCUCUUUUGAUUGGAUCUUUUUCUGAAUGGAUCAGGAAAAAGGGCCAUGAGCCAAGGAGGUGUGAAGAGAGAGGAAGAAUAACAGACCAUUUGAGGUGGAUUUUCCUGAACUGGAAAUGAAAGAUGAUGGCAGGACUGUGUUUUUUCCUUUGGUCACAUUUCGUGGCUUAGGGCAGAGCAAAGAGUUUAGAUUUAAUGAGGGUUUUGGUUUAGGCACAGAUAGGUAAGGAAAGGAAUGGGGAAAAACUUAGUGAAGGUAUCUGCAUGGGAGUGAUUAUGACGAUUGACCGUGGAAUUUAGUUAAGUAGUGAAGUGAGGACACAGGGUGUGGGGGUCCAGGCCAGGGAAAGGAUAUGAGACUAAUGGACUGUAGGUUCAGUGAAUUAGAUUUUCAAAGGACUUUUGGAGUUUUGUGACCAAAGUGAGCUGGAAUAUGAGAAAUGGUAUUAAAAAGUGUGUAUGAAAUUGAGAUUAUUGAGGAAUUGCAGUUAUUAUAAAGACAAUUCGUAGCAUGUGGCCAGGGAGGUGAGAGGCUGGGAGUAGGUUGGAGGGAAGAUCACUGGAAGAGAUCCACCCCUCCCCAUCCCCAUCACAAGGAAGGUAGGUAUUAGUUUGCAAGAGUUCAAGCCCUUAGAUCUGCUUUUGAAGAAGAGGCUAUUUGUAAGAAAGCUGGUAAGUUUCUAUUCCAAGGUUCAUGAUCUAAUAGGAAGACUGCAGGUGUGGCCGUCAGGCCCAAGUCCUAGGUGAGAAUGCAGGUCUGCGAGCCCCUAGGACGGGACCAUAACGACCUUAACAGCCAUAACGACCGUAACUGCCAUAACGGCGGCUGCGCGAGGCCCUUCCAGCAUUUCCACUUUCGUCAGGUACUGGAGAGGGCUGCCGGCUCUUCGCCAGGGCAGAGGGGCAGGGCGGACGGCUAGGAGUCCAAGAAACAUCCUGGUCUGAGGGAAAGACUGCAGCCUGCACCGCCAUGAAUAAGCUUUUCAGCUUCUGGAAGAGGAAGAAUGAGACCCGCAGCCAGGGCUACAACCUUCGAGAAAAGGAUUUAAAGAAACUUCACAGAGCUGCUUCAGUCGGGGAUUUGAAGAAGCUGAAGGAAUACCUUCAGAUCAAGAAAUAUGAUGUAAAUAUGCAGGACAAAAAAUACAGAACACCUUUGCACCUAGCCUGUGCUAAUGGACAUACAGAUGUUGUACUUUUCCUAAUUGAGCAACAAUGCAAAAUAAAUGUCCAGGAUAGUGAAAACAAAUCCCCAUUGAUUAAGGCAGUACAGUGUCAAAAUGAGGAUUGUGCUACUAUUCUUCUAAACUGUGGUGCUGACCCAGAUCUGAGGGAUAUUCGUUAUAAUACUGCUCUUCACUAUGCUGUUUGUGGUCAAAGUUUGUCAUUAGUUGAAAAACUGCUUGAAUACGAAGCUGAUAUUGAAGCAAAAAAUAAGGAUGGGUAUACUCCACUAUUAGUUGCCGUUAUUAACAAUGAUCCAAAAAUGGUAAAAUUUCUUCUGGAGAAAGGGGCUGAUGUGAAUGCUUCAGAUAACUAUCAAAGAACAGCCCUUAUUCUUGCUGUCAGUGGUGAACCAGCAUGUUUAGUAAAGCUUCUUCUUCAGCAAGGUGUGGAAUUAUAUUACGAAGGUAUUUGUGGAUUCACAGCCGAGGAAUAUGUUUAUUUCCAUGGUUUUACCGUAGGUGAAAGGGAAGAAAAGCAACUUCUUAUGAUUAAGCAAUUACCUCUAGGAUGUGGAAAUGAUCAGCAUUUAAUAAAAAUUAUACCCACAAUUCACUGCGAGCUAUGGAAAGAAGAAACAUGCUAAAUAGACACCUUAUUCUUGGCACUACAUGUGACUAAAGGAAGAUAUGGAACCCAUUUCUACAAUUUCUUUGCCGCUUCCUUGAAUUGGAAAAAUGUAUUUUGAAAGAACCGUUAAGUGAACUAUUAUGAUAUUUUUGCUGACUACCCAGUUGAAGAAAAGUUUGUUAAUUGGAUGGGAUUUUUUUUUUCACGUUAGAAGACAUGAAGAAAUUUUAAAAUAUAAACAUCUAUAUUGUGAACCAUCAGCUGAAAAGAUAAAUUUGUGUUCAAUAUAUAGGCAGAAAAAAAUUUGUGUCAAAAUAUUGAAUGGAAUAAUAAUGAGUAAACUGUGUUAGGCAUGUGUUAAAACAUUUAACUAAAAUAAAAAUACAUUUCAGCUACAAAAUGAAGGAAAACAUUAUAAAUAAUCCUGUAUAAAUCGAAAUUAUCUUUUAUAUACAAGUAUUUUCACUGGUAAGACCUUUUUGAUUUUUUAGAAACACUACAGUAGUAUAAUAUAUAUUCAGAAAACUUGGGUAUUAUAGAAAAGAAAAAAGAAAAUGCAUCACUCAAAGUCUCAUUACCCAAACAAAACAUUUGUUAAAUUUUUGGCAUGUUUUGUAGUAUUUUAAAAUUUGCUUAGUUUUUUUUCCUCAAAGAGAAUUUCCAAUUUUACAUUUUUCUUCUUGAAAACACAAUACAUUGUUCACAGUUUGCACUGUGCUCUUUGCUAUAGCUUAAACACAUCGAGUGUGGUCUGGCUUCAGAACAGUUCCCUAUAAGACCCUUUUUCCUUUAGUUAUUGCCUAGGACAACUCCUCAUGGGACCUCAGUCACUGCUCUGUCAUUCUGUCACUUACAAUGCACUACUCUCUUCUUGCAUUUUGGAAUUAAAGCUCCAUGAGGGCUUGAACCUUUUGUUCCCUACUACUUGUUAAAUGCCUGGUGUAUAGUAGAUAUUCAAUUUGCUGAAUAAUAAGUGAUACUUUCAGGCCCUGUUCCAGUAACUUUACAUAUCUUACCUCAUGAUCUUUGCACAGUCUUGUGAGGUAGGAAGUAUUUGUAUCCUCAUUUUAAGAUGAGAACAUUGAGGUGCAACAUGGUUCAAUGACUUGCUUGAGAUUACUGAGCUAGAACACUGGGAGCUGGUGUAUAAACCCAUGCUCUCUGGAUUUGAACCUAACCAGUCCCAUGCCAGAAUUUGUACCAUAAACCAAUAUGCCAUGUCAUUUCUCUCAUGAAUGAAUGUAUAUCAUCCUUGUAAGCUCUACUUUUAAUGGCUCAGAAGGAAGAUUUUCUUUGAAUUUGAAACUCAUUUAAACCACUCUUUUAUUUAAGUAUGUUUGUUUCACUUAUUUCUAGUGCUAGGUGAUAUUGAAGAGCUAAAAUGGAGGGGAAAUAAAACCAGACAAUUCCUGACUUCAAGUCAACAAACAUUUAAUUUCUGCUAUGGUUUCAAUCAGUGAUUCUUAACUGGGAGCAAUUUUGACCCCAGGGGGUAUUUGGCAAUGUCUGCUGAGAUUUUUGAUUGUCAAGACUGAGAAUCAAUACUGCUAAAUAUCCUAUCAUGCAUGGGACAGUCCCCACAACAAGUAAUUGUCUGGCCCCAAAUGUCAACAGUUUCACGGCUGAGAACUCUGAUGUAGAUUCUAUAUUAUAUGCUGGGGACCAAAGAUGAAAAAGAUGUUUUUAUAUACUCUGCCUUAAAUGAGCUCACAAAUUUUUAGUUUCCCCACUCCCAGUCUUUAUGUAAGCAGAGUUAGAACAUGUGUAGUGUACCUUCACCAUUAACAGAAAAGGAGGGAGUGGUAAACUACCUAGCGUAGUUUAGGGAGGGUCAGAGGUGAUUUCAGCUAAAAAGGAACUUUUUGGCUGGGCUCGUAGAAUAAGUAGGGUUUCUCUAGGUCUCCCAAUCAAAACUUAGUCAACCAUAAUAAAAAGUUUAUAACAGAGGCAGAGGCAAAACACCCAAGAAUCAGAGGAGAGAGGAAGUCACCACAAGGUUAACAUUGGUGGGGUAGAUAAGAUUUUAACCAGGUUCUGAAGGGUAGGUGGAAUUUUGACAUAGUACUUCUAAUAAGAAAUUAGGCUUGGCACGUUGGCUCACACCUGUAAUUCCAACACUUUGAGUGGCUGAGGUAGGAGGAUCACUGGAGCCCAGGAGUUUGAGACCAGCUUGGGCAACAUAAUGACAUCCCAUCUCUACAAAAAAUUUAAAAAUUAGCUAAGCAUGGUGGCACAUGCUGGUAGUCUCACGUACUUAGGAGACUCCUGCUGAAGUGGGACGAUUGCUUGAGCCUAGGAGGUUGAGGCCUCAGUCGGUGGUGAUUUUGCCACUGUACUCCAGCCUGACCUUGUCACAAAAAAGAAAAAAAAUAAAUUAGGUGGGAUGAAGAACUUUGUGUAUUUUAUAAUAGAAUUUGUGUUGACUACUCCUUGGGGAAAAUGUGUACUCUAAAAUGGUAUGCUGUAGUGCAGAUGUAGUGCACAGGUAUUUGAUCUGAUUUUGCCAGCUCUGCUUCUCCAUUACUAUUAUAUCUCUAGGAACAAUUUUGUGAAUUCUCUCAAGUAUUUCAAUUCUUAGAAUAUUGUCAAAUUGUGAAUUACUUUUCAGUGUGCCUGGUAAUAUCUAAAACAGAACAAAUUCACUUUUCCUUUAAGAAGUUUAACAACAGAAAACAACUAUUUAAUACAUACCCAACUUUAGGUAAAUAUGUACACUUCCUUUAAGCAACCAUAUAAGUAGACUACUUUUCUCACUCAUGUGGACAGCUAGGAGGAAUACAUUUCUUCAUGAAUGAUCUCUUCCCCUAACCAACUUUGUUAUGGCAUAAAGUCGUGCAGAUUUAGAGUACCCUCGUGAAGGGAGUGAUGCUGACUAAACCAUGUGCUUUGACACAAGUCUGGCAAAGAAAGGGCACAUUUUUCUAAUUUUUCAAAGGUAAGUGGAAGUGACACAUUGCCUUUUUUUUUCUUAUCAGAAGCCCAUCACCCUCUUGCACUCUUGCCAUCCUCCCCAAGGAGAGCAUGUUAGAUAGCAGCUACUUCUCCAGCCUUGGUCUCCCAAUGAGACACACAUGGGCAUGUCUGAAUUAAGCCCAGCUGAUAAGAGGAACCCUGCGGGGCUUAGCAGAGCCACAGCCAGUACUCAAAAGAAAGAAAUAAAUGUUUGGAGUUUAAACCAGUGAUACUGUGAGGCUGUUUAUUGUCCCCAGCAAAAAGAUGACUGAUAACAGAAAUCAUGGGGUCAGCUUGUCAGAUCAACAGUGUGCAUCUCGCUUGUGAUGUGCUUACCCACUUUCAUUCUCUAGAA